Molecule: messenger RNA, 3833 nt
Organism: Conger conger (European conger)
Lineage: Eukaryota; Metazoa; Chordata; Actinopteri; Anguilliformes; Congridae
Product: zinc finger protein 501-like
Exons: 3
Coding region: 282-1625 (447 amino acids)
Biological process (GO): regulation of transcription by RNA polymerase II
Molecular function (GO): RNA polymerase II cis-regulatory region sequence-specific DNA binding; DNA-binding transcription factor activity, RNA polymerase II-specific
Source: RefSeq, a predicted model, not a curated record
GCUCGUAGGACCUCUGACGGUGUUUAUUAUUAGUAUUUGCGUGGCGGAUUGUGACGUAGAGUUAACGCCGUGAGGAAGCACUUGCGGCUGUUUUGAGCCACUGUCAUAUAUAUAUUUUUACAUCCGUCGGACGUUCUCCGGCGAUUGAAACUCUUCACUCCAUGACCAACUGUAUUCUCCAUCCAUCCUGCGGCUCGCUGAAGCAAAUACCCAAUCAGAAUCUGUGCUUACCUGUCUAAGAGCUUUAAGCCCCGCCUGUCCAGGUGAAGACAGAACCUGUGAUGGACAGCACAGAUUACACAGGGCUGGACCUCAGAUCCUGUUUGAUUAAAAGUGAAGACGCAGAGGAGAGUAUAGAGAGGAAGAAUGGAUGUGGGAUGAGCAGGGAGGAAGAACUCAUUCUCUCCAACAUAAAGGAAGAGGAGGAGGAAGGUGGGGAGAGGCAGAGGGAGGAGGUGAAGACGGAGGAUGGUGUGAAAUAUGAAGAGGUUGUGGGAUACGAAUGGAAAGAAGAAGAUCUGAGUGAUGAAUGGAUGGAGAGCGAUAAAAUGAUUCCAAAAUCCACCCAAACUGACAUGGGGCUGAGGAAAGAAGAAAUGGCAGUCUGCAUCAAACAGGAAGAGGAUGGCUCGCUAUCUACAGUCACUUCCUGUCUUUUCAAACAGCCUAGAGUAUCCUCCCCUGGAUCUCCGGUCAUCUCCUCCAGUGAAGUUCAGUCUCAGGUGUUUGCCUGCUCCCAGUGCCCAUUCGCUCACCUGGAAGAAGUGAAGCUUCACCAGCACGUUGAGAAGGUGCACCCAGAGGAGCACAGCAGGGUUCUGAGAUCUGGAGGAAACGGAGAAGAGAAGCCACUGUCUCCCAGCAGCACACAUCAGCACCCCACACCCCCUAAAGCACUCCCCACCCCAACACAGGCCCACACAGGCACUGCAGGGGCUCACACCUGCUCCCACUGUGGGAAGAGCUUCAGGCGUAAGUCAAACUUGACAAUACAUCAGCGAAUUCACACAGGGGAAUGUCCCUAUCAGUGUUCAGAGUGCGGUAGGAGCUUCAGUCACUCGAGCAGUCUUGCGUCACACCAGCGGACUCAUACAGGAGAGCGCCCUUACCACUGCACCCAGUGUGGGAAGAGCUUCAAUCAGUCAAGCAGUCUGGGAGUACACAAACAGAUUCAUACAGGAGAUCUCCCAUACAACUGUUCCCAGUGUGGGAAGAGCUUCAGUUACUUGCGUUGUCUGAGAGUACACCAGCGGAUUCAUACAGGAGAGCGCCCGUACCACUGUUCCCAAUGUGGGAAGAAAUUUAGUUUCUUAAGUGGUCUGACUGCACAUCAGAAAACUCACACGGGGGAGCGCCCAUACCACUGCUCCCAGUGUGGGAAGAGCUUCAAUCAGCCCCAUAAUCUGAGAGUACACCAGCGGACUCAUACAGGAGAGCAGCCACACCACUGCUCCAAGUGUGGGAAGAGCUUCAAAUCUUCCGCGAAACUGAAAAUGCACCAAAGAGUUCAUACAGGGUAUUACCCAUUCUGCUGUUUCCAGUGUGGGAUGGGAUUUAAAGAGUCUACUGCUUUGAUUAAUCACCAGCAUAAUUGUACAGAACAGUUCUCACACCCCAGCUCCUAGAAUGGAAUCGAUUGAUCAGUCAGUUGAUGACCCAUCAGUGAUAUUGCAUAAGAGACCUCAGUCAUACAGCUGAUGCCCCAUCAGUGAUAUUGCAUAGGGGAGCUCAGUCACAGAGCUGAUGCCCCAUCAGUGAUAUUGCAUAGGAGAGCUCAGUCCAGCCAGCUGAUGACGCAUCAGUGAUAUUGCAUAGGAGAGCUCAGUCCAGCCAGCUGAUGCCCCAUCAGUGAUAUUGCAUAGGAGAGCUCAGUCCAGCCAGCUGAUGCCCCAUCAGUGAUAUUGCAUAGGAGAGCUCAGUCACACAGCUGAUGCCCCAUCAGUGAUAUUGCAUAGGGGAGCUCAGUCACACAGCUGAUGCCCCAUCAGUGAUAUUGCAUACGAGGGCUUAGUCACACAGCUGAUGACCCAUUAACUAUGGCAAUACCAGGAAUGAUCCCUUUCCCUAAGCUGUUGGGCCCACACCACCUGGACUAUAGGCCUGGCGUUCUACAAGGGAAAAGAAUGACCCAUAGAUUUCCUGAGUAGUGUUUGUCUGUGGUCCCAUUCUGACCCCUGUUGUGUACACUCAGUGAGCACUUUAUUGGGUAUUUAUUAGACUUAUGUUUUAUACAUCUACUGCUGUAGCCUCUUCACUUAGAGUUAUGAUUCAAUGUGUGUUCAGAGAUGCUCUUCUGCACACCACUGCUGUAAUGUGAGGUUAUUUGAGUCACUGUCACCUUCCUGUCAGCUUUGACCAGUCUGGCCCUUUUCCACGGACCUCUCUCCACACCACAUUUUUGCCUGUAGAACUGCUGCUCAUUGGAUGUUUUUUGUUUUUUGCAAACUCUAGAGACUGUAUUGCAUCAAAAUCCCAGGAGGUCAGCAGUUUCUGAGAUAUUCACCAUUCUGACAUUUCGUCAGAAACACAGCUGAUCCUCUUGUCUGCAGGCUUUUAUGCAUUUAAUUGCUGCCACAUGAUUGGCUGAUUAAACAUUUGCAUUUACAAGCUGAUGUCCAGGUCUACCUAAUAAAGUGCUCAUUGAGUGUAGUUCUAAAAUUAGCUACUAACUGUGCCAGAAAGAGCAAACCAGUUUUAAAGUCAAUGAAUGUGUAUCAUUAUCUUUGAUCAUGUCUAAUGCUGCACUUUGCAAGAUUGUUGGCAUCUGUUCUUGGUUUGAGUUCAUGACUUUCACCAGACGGUCGCCGUAGUGUGCUUUUCUCAUGUAAAGCCAGACUUUUCUAGCACUGGAUUUACUCUACAGUCAUACUGCCUUUGCUGUGGCAGCGCUGCAUUUUGGUCUCAAAAGAAAAAAAGGAAGUGCAUCCAUUUACAUGUCAAUUUAUAUUCUGUCUGGCUUUGGUAUCCACUUGAGGAGAUGAAAGUGGCCUAUCCCUGUUCUGGGAAAUUCAUGUUUUUUUCACUGUACAUCCAGGUGGCACUUUUGGCAGCAUUUUCCCACGGUAAUCCCAUGGCCUGCACUACAUCAUCUUGCUGGAGUUAGCGAUUAUGUUUUACGUUAUAAAUAAACAGGCUUGAUGUGAACAGUUAUACCACUGUAUGCUCUUUUUUUACUUUCGAUUUCAUGAAUGCAUGAGUGAUUUUACAUCCUGCUUUUUGGCUUUGGUGCCCUCAUGUCCAAUUUGGUUUUGGCUUUUCUGCUUUUGAUCACCUUCGUACCCAAUGAAAAUUUGCCUGUGCAUGAAAUAGCCUUGCCCAAAAGAUGCUGAAAGUGAUAUGUUAUUGAGGACAUCAUUAUUGUCUGUGGGUUGCCGGACAACUUUCAAAACCUCUUUAUGAGCUGGAUUAGGGGCACAAAAUGGUGGCCUGUAGCGUAGUGAUUAAGGUACAUUACUGGGACACACAAGGUUGGUGGUUCAAUCCCCGAUGUAGCCACAAUACGAUCUGCGCAGGCCCUUAACCCUGCAUUGCUCCAGGGGAGGGUUGUCUCCUGCUUAGUCUAAAUCAACUGUAUGUCGCUCUGGAUAAGAGCGUCUGCCAAAUGCCAUUAAUGUCAUGUAACAUUUGGGGGCACCUAUUAAAUGUAAGACAAAGCCUUGCAAAACACUGUUUUAUAUAGGCCUGUCAUGGAAAAUUAACUGUAUUCGGCCAAAGGAGAGAAGCUGAGAACUGUGAGAAAAUUAUUGUGAGAUUCUGUUUUCGGUAUUUAAUAACAAUAAAUAAACGCAAUUUGAGUCAUUUUUAUGUAAUAUUAAAAGUACUUUUGUUUUCUU